GUCCCCGCCGUCGGGGCGAAGUCCGCGGGCUCUGUGGCGGCGGCGGGGCCGGGGAUGCAGCUCCCGGCGGGGCCGGGCGCCCUGGCCGCCCCCCUGCUCUCCAUCCCCGUGGCCUUCGGCAUCACCGGCGCCACCGCCCUGGCGGACAACCCCCCACUGCUGGUGCUGACGGUGACCCUGGUGCUCCUCGGCCUCUUCUCCCUCAUCCUCCUCGUCGGCGGCGUGAGCCACUUCCAGGACCCCCUGUUCUGUGUGUUCGUGGUGUUCUCCUUCGUCUCCGGCGUCGACCUCAUCAUCGCCCUGGAGGAGGACGGGUUCAUCUCCGGCUUCAUGGAGCUCUAUGUCAGAGAGGGCGAGCCCUACCUGCGCACGGCCCACGGGAUCAUGAUCUGUUACUGGGAUGGCGUCGUCCACUACGGGCUCUACCUCACCAUGGUCAUGGCCAUCGGCCACAGGAAGAACUACAGGAACCUGGGGCUCUUCUGGCUGGGCUCGCUGCUGAUGAGCGUCGUGGUCUUCCUGCUGGGGAACAUGAUCGGGAAAUACAGCUCCGAGCUCAGCCCCUCCUUCCUGCUCAACCUGCCCUACAUCCUCCUCCUCCUCUGGGCCGGGGCGAGGCUGUUCCAGCAGCCCAGGGAGCCGCUGCUCCUCAGCCCCGAGAAGGUGGCGGAGGAGCAGCGCAAACCCCUGUACCGGCGGCCCCAGGACGCGGCCCUGGUGCUGGUGCUGCUGCUCAUGGCCUCGUUCACCUUCUUCAGGGGGAUGGUGGUUCUGGACUGUCCUGCCGACUCGUGCUUCGAGUACAUCUACCAGCACGAGCCGUACCUGCGCGACCCCGUCGCCUACCCCAAAGUGCAGAUGCUGAUCUACAUGUUCUACGCCCUCCCCUUCUUCCUGCUCUGCAUCUACGGGCUGGUGCUGCCCGGCUGCUCCUGGCUGCCCGACUGGAGCCUGGUGUUUGCCGGGGCCGUGGCACAGGCUCAGUUCUCCCACCUGGGCUCGUCGCUGCACGCCCGGACCCCCUUCCCCUACCAGACCCCCGACGACGUCCUGUGGAGCUUCCUCCUCUCCAACAUCCUCUACGCGCUGGGCCCGCAGCUCCUGGUGCUCCGCUGCCUGCGCUGCCCCGCCUUCUUCCUGCCCCCCGCUCCUGCCGGCCUGCUCCGGGCAAAGAAACACCAGUGACGGGGCCUGCCCGGCCCGGGGGGCUGCUCUGCCCACCUUGGGGGCUGCUCUGCCCACCUUGGGGGCUGCUGUGCCCACCCUGAGGACUGCUGUGCCCACCUUGGGAACUGCUGUGCCCACCCUGGGGGCUGCUGUGCCCACCUUGGGAACUGCUGUGCCCACCCUAGGGACUGCUGUGCCCACCUUGGGGGCUGCUGUGUCCAGCCUGGGGGCUGCUGUGCCCACCCUGAGGGCUGCUGUGCCCACCCUGGGGACUGCUGUCCCCCCCCGGGGGCUGCUGUGCCCACCCUGGGGGCUGCUGUGUCCAGCCUGGGGGCUGCUGUGCCCACCUUGGGAACUGCUGUGCCCACCCUGGGGGCUGCUAUGCCCACCCUGGGGGCUGCUCUGCCCGGUGCCCCCAUCCUGCUCGAGGAGCCCCAGAGCAGUGGGACCCAGAGAUGUCCCAGAGGGGCUGCCAGAGGUGUCCCCAGGGGUGCUCUGGGGGUCCCCCGGUGUCCCCAAAGGCUGUGGGGACCCCCGGAUGCUCUACAGCGACGUUGUGGCUGCAGCCACAGCCCUGCCCGUGCCCAGGGGGGUCUCACUGGUGGGGGUCUCCCCUCCCGGCGGGUCCCGGGGGUCCGUGGGUGCCCUGUCCCACCCCGGCCACGCCGGGAGGACUCGGGAGGGGGGGCAGUGCCAGGAAAACACUGUUUACAAAAUAAAGGAGCCAAGGGUCGUUCCGGA
Pseudopipra pipra is the source of this 1908-nucleotide messenger RNA. RefSeq names its product transmembrane 6 superfamily member 2 (gene TM6SF2). The record is from RefSeq and is a predicted model, not a curated record. The transcript has 10 exons. Bases 55 to 1185 code for a protein of 376 amino acids. Gene Ontology annotation, cellular component: endoplasmic reticulum membrane; endoplasmic reticulum-Golgi intermediate compartment membrane. NCBI's taxonomy places the organism in Eukaryota, Metazoa, Chordata, Aves, Passeriformes, Pipridae. Gene Ontology annotation, biological process: lipid homeostasis; regulation of lipid metabolic process.